Argentina anserina (silverweed cinquefoil) is the source of this 1486-nucleotide messenger RNA. RefSeq names its product cold-regulated protein 27. NCBI's taxonomy places the organism in Eukaryota, Viridiplantae, Streptophyta, Magnoliopsida, Rosales, Rosaceae. The record is from RefSeq and is a predicted model, not a curated record. Gene Ontology annotation, biological process: regulation of circadian rhythm; response to cold. The transcript is spliced from 5 exons. The coding region runs from base 385 to 1062 and encodes 225 amino acids.
UUUGAGAAUUACAACAUUUGUGUCUUCAUUUUUCCUUCCUAAUGUAGCAAAUAUAUGCUUGAGAUGUUCAUCUUUGAGUUUAGUAAGUAGGUUGGAAUUGGGAUCUAUGAAAUCUGCAGAGGUAUUAGGUGGGUGGUAUUAGUUUGAUUUACUUUGUAAUUAUUUUUGUAAAAUUAUGAGAGCUGUUUAUAUAUUUAUCUCUUUGAAAAUAUCUUGAUAUUUGUUGUGCUGUUAGUAAUAUGUAUAUUAUAAUGAUGUCAAUGCUUCUUCGUUUUUUUUGGAAGGAAAAAAAAGUUGAUUCUUUUGAACUUAUUGAAGUAGUUUUUAUUGAUUAUGUUUGAAAGCUUUCAACUUUGUUGAUCUAGUGAAGGAAUAUGAGGUGAAAUGUGUUCUACAAACACAUGGGGUUCUCAGGCGCCAACUGAAACUAUGUCUACAGAAUGGACAGAUGAGAAACACAGUAUGUACCUAAAAUCUAUGGAAGCAUCGUUUGUUAACCAGUUGUAUAACUCCAUGGAUUCGCGUGGUCGGCACACACAUAAGGGAAACUUGUCUCAUAUAAAAUCAUCCAAGCAACCCCAAUUCAAUUCUCGUGCUGCUUCAGGCCAGUUUAAGGUACUUCGAGCUGGCUGCUGGCAGAAAAUCAAUUUUGGAAGAGGUGAAGCUGAGUCAGAUUGUGGUGAACUUCUCGCGAAUCCAUGGAUCCUGCAUUUUAGAUCCACCAGCAAGCCAAAAGAUGUUGAAUCUCCUGUUGUCCAAGAACAGGCUGGGGCUAUAUAUGAAGAAGUUGAUUCAAUUUCUAAGAAAGAAAUUACUUCGGCACCAGCUACUUGUUUGAAGCAGUCUAAUCACUUUAAUGUAUCUCUUUCUCAUAUGAUGCAUCAGGAUAUGGUUGGCGGCAAUACAGAGGUGUCCGACCAGAACUUCGCUGAUGAAGAUAUCAAAGAGGAAAAGGCCAUUGCUUCAUGCAACUCUAAGAGGAUGAAAAAUCUUGUACUUCAAGCCUCAAGUAACGACCAGGUUGUUCCAUACCAAAAGCCUGCUGAUACCGAAGAUAGGUGAGUAAGAGCUAUAUAUCUGCAGCUUCAUGGCAGAAGGCUCGUGAAAUGGAAGCGGAUGGAUUUUCUGGUUACCUUCUAACGUAGUAUGACACUGGUGACCAAGUUUUGAGGUGAUGCCUGCGUGUUACAGUCUAUAUAUCAGAGAGAGAUGGAGAAAGAUUCAAUCAAGGAAUAUGUUCAUAUUUUGUGGGUGUAAAUGGGGCUGGCUGCAGGAUAAUGGGGCGGCUGAAUUGUUCUGUUAUUACGCAGUACAGAUUGUAGAGUUUAGUAUCAGUAAUGUUUUGAUUAAAACAAUUUAGUGUCUCAUUUUCAGAUACCGGAGUUUAGAAAUUUCUGCUGAUUCAGAUUGAUUUGUUGGAUAUAUCUUGCAGUCAGGAACUCAGGAUGACACAAUUGUAAUACUGAUUUUCUGGAUAGCCAUAACA